Molecule: messenger RNA, 1308 nt
Organism: Puccinia graminis f. sp. tritici CRL 75-36-700-3
Lineage: Eukaryota; Fungi; Basidiomycota; Pucciniomycetes; Pucciniales; Pucciniaceae
Exons: 1
Coding region: 746-1048 (100 amino acids)
Source: RefSeq, a predicted model, not a curated record
ACAGACUUGGCUCCUGAGACUCUAUCUCUUUCUAACCUAGAUCCAGUUCAAUUUCUCUUCCUCUAUGUUUCUUUUGGGGGGUACAUACCGAGCUCUCUGACUGACAAAUCAAUUCUUUGGAUACUAGGGACACGCAGAUAGAACAGGAAGCAAGAAUGUAGAUUUCAUUCAGAUGAUUGGAUCCCUCUGGUGCUGUGGGCUGGGGUGAUCGGGCGUACAGUCCAUCCCCCUCCCCAUUGUGGUGUGGGUUGGCCUUUGGCGUACAGUCGAGGUUGGCCCAUACCUACCAUUUGGGAUCCAUUCUGCCUUUCAAUUUGUCCACCAAUCAUUUUUUACUUUGGCUCAAACGAUCCUAUUCACAAUCCAUCUCAAACUGCGAUUGGAAACCUAUUAUCACAUCGAGCAAACCUUUGUGCAAGGGGAUCACUUCUUGAGUCGGUCGGAUUUGAUCGAGCCGGAUUUGAAGAUCAUCAAACUCAACAGUCUGAUCAACAGCUAUUCGGAAAGCUCGAUCGUCAAGAAUCUCGUCCGAACGGAGGAUCAAAGGUUUCCUUUCCUCAAUCCUUCAGGAUCCUAAUCCACUGCGACUGGCAACAGUAACUCGACUGCGACUGGCAAUCAAGACCUAUCGACGUGAUUCUUCGCUUCCUCACGGAGGAAAGGUGAUCAUUCGUUUUGACUCAAUCUGACUCAGCUUGUCGACGCCGGCCAAGUCAACGCAGCGAUUCCCUGUGAGUUUUCGGACAUGUUUUCGGGUGGACGAUGUGCAAUCUCAGCUUCAAGGUGGCUCAGUCUGGCCAGAUCAUUGGAAGAUUAUCCAACAGGCGAAGACUUCUUUUCCUCUGACCUUCCCCUAGAACUCCUCGCGACUCACUUAGCACCGGUGGCCCAGAAUGGGGUGGCAGCAAUGGUCUUGAUUAGCGGUAGAGAUGAGACGAUGCCCAGCACGGUUGACAAAGAACGUUUACUUCAACGUUUGGUCAACGCUCUCACUUCCUCAUCCAAUCCUGAUCAUGUACGAUUGACAUCCGAUGUUCGUCUUCGCUAACGAUCUCUCCAGUUGACCCGACACUCCGAAGUCACACAACUUGGUCUCUCCCUUCUAGUUGAUCAACACAUUUGUUGGCUUGACAUCUAUCAAAACGAUCCUAUCUAUCAGUCAUCCUUUCUUGUAAUCCCCCUGGAAGAAAUCAUCAAAAUCUCUGACAUACCUCGAUGUAUAGUCUGUAACUCAUCCUUGAGGAACCGCAACCCUUCAACAACCCUCCCGGUGACUCUAGCCAGGACGGGCUCCGGAACAUCAGCGCC